AUGGCGGAAGAGCCACACAUUGCUCAACCCAUCAACCAAGGGCGUCGAAUUCUCCCGUUGGUGGUACUGCUCAUCAUUACCACGGCAGUCAACUUGGCUCUCAUAGGAGCCCCUCUGUUGCGCCACCAAGAUCAUCAUCAAGAUCCCUCGGCAUCUCCCACCAACAAGGAUCUGUCAUCCUAUCCAGCCCACAGGGACAACUAUGAAAACGAGGAAGAACGACGGGAUCUCUCGGCAAUUCCAACCAAUAAUGGGACUGAUGAGCAAGAUAUUAUCUUGAGACUGUCGUGUCCCACGGAACUGGAAUCGUCCCUCGAAUUCUCCUUUCCGUCUCCAUCCAUCGAUCAUCCGACACAUAAUACUUCUGCUGCUGUGUCCAAACGAUCCACUCCUUCGAGUUACUGGAUCGAAUUGACCAAGUCGUCCAAUGACACGCUAUGCACUCUUGUCCAGGUCCAUGUCAACAGUGUCGGAGAGACAUAUCUACAACCCAUUGCCCGCUCCUAUGACAACUUUAAUUGGGAAGUUACGGCCGGUCCCUACGUCAACCAUCUCCAACCCUUUCGUUGUUUCAGCAACAACAAUAGGUGUCAAAUCAAUUUGGAUGUUGCUGUACCCAAUAAUAAUCCGAACCAAGCCAUCUUUCAACUUACCACCUUUGGACGGCCCAGCUAUUACUCGAGGCGCACCGAAAUUGCUCGAUUCCUUGAACAGGCCACCUUUGGAGCUACGCGUGCAGAAAUCGGACGUAUUGAUAAUAAUCAUUCCAGCACUACGACGCCAAACAACAACGGUAAUGCAACGCUGAUGCAACAAUUUGCCGAUUGGGUCCAGGAUCAAAUGGAUCCCGACAAGCACCCCAUCAUGAGCCACCGGGCCAUUUUUCGACGGCACCUCAAUGCCCGAUUCGAAUCCGCCUCUAGCUUGGGAGCUGUGACCGCACCGUGUCAAUCUGGCACUCGGUACCGACGCAUGGCCUUUUCGGAAAAGGAUAUCAACAAACGAUUGACCGUGUCCUACUUUUUGGGCCCGCAUACAAAUACCAGCAGCAGUAUUACGAGUCAGCAGCAACCUCCUUCUUUUGUGAUGCUCCGUGUCGAUGGUCAAUUCCGAACCGUCGUGCGUGCUCCCAUUUAUCGGUGGAAUGAUGAGGCUGACAGCAACAACAAUGAUGGUGCACAACCACAAGAUUGGCCCGAUGGAAGCUACAGAAUAUGCUCCAUUCAGUACAAUGGCAAACGCGUGGGUAUGACAGUAGAGCAUCCUACCGAAGGUUGCAUUGCCAUGGUCUUUGGAGAUCCGCAAUCCUCCAUACAGAAAUGGACCAAUCCACCAGUCUAUGGAGCCAACAACACCACCAACUCCACUAACAACGUUUCACUGACCGUUCUGGAAAUACCCCUCGAGAGUGCCUCUGUGAUUGACGAACGCUACUUUCCAGAAGAGGGAACCAUGCCAUCAAACAACGAAAUCAUUCUACAAACCAAUCUGACCCACACGGAAUGUGCUAGUUUGCGAGAAUCGCGAAACGGAGAACGUCAAGAAGCCGUGUUUGCACUCUGGAAUGGCUCCUAUUACAUUCACGAUCCACGGUUCCAAUUGCUGAGCAAUACCCUCGACAAUCCACUGCCCGAUGGAGGUGGCACUGUAGCCCAAGACAAUCAAAACACUUUGCUCUACGAUGCAUUCUCGGCCCGGUGCGCCAACACCCCCAGAACCUUUUUGAAUGAACACGAGUGUGUUCUGUCCAAUCAUUCCAAUGCAUGCCCGUAUGAUGUGUCAUCCAAUGAUGAUCGCGUCGCACGCUACUUUCAAGUCACGCCAAGGGCGCUCCGGGCAAUCUACCAAGUCACUCGUGACGAUCCAAGAGCAGAGACAGCGUUCUUGUACGCCAUGGAAGGGUUGGAUAUUCAACGUGAUCCUCAAGUGACCGCUCCCUGCGUUCCCGGUUCUCGAUCGCGGUGGUUGUCGGUGCCAUGUUCCAACAAUGCUCGGUUUACCGAUGUCAAUGAAACUACAGCAACCGUGUUGGCCCGACAGUUGUCACGGAAUGUUUGGCGUGAAAUGUCGGACCGUCAAGCCGCUGGAGCGGCGCAAGACAUGAGUCCACCGAUUUUACUCGACGUUUGGCGCGCCAGAACCAAUCUUCCAGACGAAACGUGUCAUGCCGCCGAUCUGGACACGAAAGGCUUUGAAGUUCCAGACAUUCGGCGACCUCGUCGCUGUUGGAAGAAUGUUCAUCCAGAUCAUUGGAACGUGUACGACUUUACAUAUUGGGUACGGAAUCACCCAGGCAAUUCCGACACCCACAAUCCCAUCCGAGAACCAGCCGAAGCUGGCAAUACGACACUGAGAUUCCCAGACUGGCAUGAGAUGACACGAUGGCAUUCGGUCAAGAACCGUCUUUCAGGUCCUGCGCGGUUGGGAAGUUUCUUUGAUUUUUUUGAGCUACCCCUGGAACUUCGCACGCAGCAAAUAGCUCAAGCAUUGGGAAUCGAUCUCGCUUCGAUUGCCACGGAGGAGGAAUCGCGGGGGCCUUCAGGCAGCAGGACUCUGGUGUGUGGCAGUCCCUUCGAGGUUGCAAACGAACCAUCUCUAGGUGGCAGUGCCAUCAACAAAGGUGCAUUCGAUGCCUCCACGGUUUACUUGCGAUCGACAACAUCGGCUGACCUGGAGCUACAACGACGCGCCGUCUGGAUCAAGGCUGUGCUUGAAGACCCCGGACAGUUACGGCAACGCGUCGCUUGGGCUUUGUCACAGCUGCUAGUCAUUUCUCCCGCGACCCCGCGCUCGACAGAAUCCUAUUUGGCGUUCUAUGACAUCAUGGUCCGGAAUGCAUUUGGCAACUACAGAGACGUCCUCAAAGAAACCUCGUACUCGGCAAUGAUGGCACACAUGCUGACUUACGAGGGAGGCCGUUCUACUGCAGCCGUCUGGUCAAGGGAGGGAACCCUCGCUUUCGCCGACGAGAACUAUGCGAGGGAGGUGAUGCAGCCGAGUACGAGGUUUCUUUGA
Messenger RNA from Seminavis robusta, 3015 nucleotides. The record is from the annotation of a GenBank genome assembly. Lineage: Eukaryota; Bacillariophyta; Bacillariophyceae; Naviculales; Naviculaceae.